AUGGAGCUGGAAGGCCAAGGAGGCUACAGUUUGAGUACUGAAGAGGAGAUGGCUGCACAUAGAGUUCCAGAGAUGUGUAGAUCUGGAAUCUUCAGCAGAGAGGCGGGGGCGCGCCAGUGCCUGCUGCGGGCCUGCGAGGCCGAGGGCGCCCAGUUCAUCUCCGUGCCCUUCGGGGAGCUCGACUUCGGGGAGACAGCUGUGCUCGACGCCUUCUACGACGCAGAUGUUGCCGUGGUGGACAUGAGUGAUGUCUCCAGACAGCCUUCACUCUUUUACCAUCUGGGGGUCCGAGAAAGCUUUGACAUGGCCAAUAAUGUGAUCCUGUACCAUGACACCGACGCGGACACUGCUCUUUCAUUGAAGGUAAAGGGUAUCGUUCAUCUACUUGUGAAUACUUGGCUUUGGGAAAACGGUAUUACACAUUCAGAGGAAAUGUACAUGGAGCGCAGGAGGAGAAACAAUGCAGGCGACCGCGAGAAGGCUCUGCAGAUCAUGCUCCAGGUUCUGCAGAGCUGUGACCACCCGGCCCCCGACAUGUUCUGCCUGUGUGGGAGGAUCUACAAGGACAUCUUCUUGGAUUCAGACUGCAAAGAUGACACCAGCCGAGACAACGCCAUUGAGUGGUACCGCAAAGGAUUUGAGCUCCAGUCAUCUCUUUAUUCAGGAAUCAACCUGGCAGUUUUGCUGAUAGUUGCCGGACAACAAUUUGAAACUUCCAUGGAACUAAGGAAGAUAGGUGUCCGGCUAAACAGUUUGUUGGGAAGAAAAGGGAGCUUGGAGAAAAUGAACAAUUACUGGGAUGUGGGUCAGUUCUUCAACGUCAGCAUGUUGGCCAAUGAUGUCGGGAAGGCCGUCCAGGCAGCUGAGAGGUUGUUCAAACUGAAACCUCCAGUCUGGUGAGUCACACGUGUGUGUGUGUUCCUUCUCUCAGUAUCUGACUUUGUUCUGAAGGGAGAAGAGCUAUAAUUGCAAAAGAAAUAUCAAUUGCUGUGUUUCUCCUUCUGACUCCUUCAUUAACGCAAAGUUACAGCAGCAAGAACAGCUCUGCAGGCUCACUUGGGUUUAUGGGACAGGAGGGAAGGACAGACAGACGAGCACAUACAUGUACAGAAUAUGCCCCUAUGUGCUCGAUCUCCAAGAUGCGACUCGUGAUCUUAUUAAUUUCUUCAGGU
Messenger RNA from Leptonychotes weddellii (Weddell seal), 1172 nucleotides. The record is from RefSeq and is a predicted model, not a curated record. Lineage: Eukaryota; Metazoa; Chordata; Mammalia; Carnivora; Phocidae.